ACUGCCUUACAAAACAUGUCGUCCUCUUCCGAAUCUCUGCCCGCAACGCAAGAGCAAUGCAAGGUAUCCUUUUCUCCGCCGUCUUGUUCAAUUAUCCAGCAGCAAUCAGCCUGUGUCUCUAAGCCGCAGAAGAAGUCCAAGGGCAAAUUCAAACGCUCAAGAAAGUCCUCUCUUGAGGCGAAACUUGGUGCAUCGACCUACCUUGCUGGAAUUUUAAACGAGAAUAUUGAGCGGGACCGCGAGCGGAGGAGAAAGGCAGACUUGGAGCCCCUUGUAGAGCUCCAAAUUCCUGACGACUUUGUAUACACCCUGCGCACGUAUGCAUUCGAGCUCGACAGCAAGGUUGAAGAGGUGCUUAAGCAGUGGAUGCGCAAAGUUUGCCACAUUCCCGAUGAAGAUGACCUGCACUACUUGACUAUCUUAGUAUGCGCCCUCGUGGUGUUAUGGAGUGUGACGGGCAUCUGA
Messenger RNA from Phanerochaete carnosa HHB-10118-sp, 465 nucleotides. RefSeq lists its product as uncharacterized. The coding region runs from base 16 to 465 and encodes 149 amino acids. The record is from RefSeq and is a predicted model, not a curated record. The transcript has 2 exons. Lineage: Eukaryota; Fungi; Basidiomycota; Agaricomycetes; Polyporales; Phanerochaetaceae.